Molecule: messenger RNA, 678 nt
Organism: Condylostylus longicornis
Lineage: Eukaryota; Metazoa; Arthropoda; Insecta; Diptera; Dolichopodidae
Gene: Mpc1
Product: mitochondrial pyruvate carrier 1
Exons: 1
Coding region: 104-466 (120 amino acids)
Biological process (GO): pyruvate import into mitochondria
Cellular component (GO): mitochondrial inner membrane
Source: RefSeq, a predicted model, not a curated record
GUGUGACUUGUGACACUACACCACACAGUGGAUAAAUGAUUUAAUUAGUAGUUUACGUAACUAGAAGUAGAAUAAAAGACAAAAAUUAAUAUAUCGAAUCAAAAUGUCACAAAUACCAAAAUUUUCUGGAUUAGCUCAAAAAUUUUUUGCUAAUUUGAAAAGUAAAGAAUUUCGAGACUAUCUAAUGAGUACACAUUUUUGGGGUCCCGUUGCUAAUUGGGGCAUACCACUAGCAGCAAUUGCAGAUAUUUCUACGAAAGAUCCCAAAUUUAUUAGUGGUAAAAUGACAACUGCUUUGAUUUUGUAUUCCUCUGUUUUUAUGAGAUUUGCAUGGUGUGUUCAGCCAAGGAAUAUGCUAUUAUUUGCGUGCCACCUCACUAAUGUUACAGCACAAACCACACAGGGGCUUCGUUUUGUAAGUUAUAAUUUUUUAAGUUCAUCCAAAGAUCUUAAACAAGGUAAUUGAUCAGCAAUUACAAAGUAACAAAAAAUACGGAUAAAGUUGUUUCUCGUAUACAAUAAUUGGAGAACAAAUGAUAGAUAGAAAAUUUUGUAAAAAUGUUAAUUUAUGUGGCACCUUCCUAUUAUAAUUUUAAUUGUAGCUUUUUGAAUUAUAUAUUGAAGUCAAAUGUAAAUAGAAUUUAAUUAGAAAUUGAAUAAGAAGGGGAUUAAUUUAUA